AUGGAGACUUCAACGACUACAUAUGACGAUGCAAACCGAUUUUUUCCGAAUUCUGAAAUGUCAACAAAACUGAUUCUGUAUGAUUUUAUGAAUUUGUUGUUAUUCAUUGACGACAACUUUGAUAAAUUGGCUUUUGUAUUCUCUUCAAUUGGAAUAAUUUGUAACGUUUUCCAUAUUUUAAUACUUUCCAAAAAAUCGAUGAGAGUUUUUACUGUAAAUAUAUUCCUUCUUGGAAUUGGAAUUUGGGACUUGAUUCGAAUGAUUUGUGAAAUUAAUCUUGUUUGGCCAACGAUUUCCGCAAUGUAUAUACGAAAUUCAGAUAUUCCUGGUGAAUGCCUAGGACCAGAUUAUUAUCUGACUUUGGUUGCUUUUUUAUUUUGUGUCCCUACGAGAACAAUGGCUGUGCAAAUGUCUGUAUGGUAUGGUGUUACUAUAGCCUUGUUGAGAGCAUUGGUUAUGAGAAAUCCGAUGAAUUUGAGAAUUUCCUCCCUAGCAGAAUCCAAAAAUGGAAUUCGAGUAUUGCUCAUCAUAACGUUUCUAUAUUCUCCAUUUUGGAUAAUUGGAUAUUUCCAAAAUUACAUUGAUGAAUUUGAGGUGUGGAUUCCACCACCCUACUGCUCAAAUCUUGUAGAAAACUACACCAGAAUGGAAUAUAUUAUCAAAGAUAUCAAAAUAUUUGGACUGAAAGAAGAAGACAUUUAUCAGAAAUCGUUGGUAGCUCGAGGAAUUCUAUGCGAACUAAUUCCAUGUAUUCUACUUCCAAUUUUCACAUUUUUAUUGAUUUUUGAACUACAAAAAGCGAGGAAAUUGGCCAUGGGAAAUUCUACAAUUGAUCGAGAUCGAUCCACAAAAUUGGUUAUUGGGAUUACUGUAACAUUUCUAAUUUCUUAUGGACCAUUAGCAAUAUGCCACAUUGUCGAAUUUUAUACUUUUGAGCACGAUAAAUUAGUAUUCGUCACCCGAAGACUAUCCCUAUUCUUCAAAUUGCUCACAAUUUUAAAUGGAAUUUUUCAUUUUCUGUUCUGCUUUUUUAUGUCAUAUGCUUAUCGAAAAACUGCGAAAGAAUUAUUACGUAUCAAAGAAAAAAGCCAAACUAAUUUAAGGAACCAAGAUAUACCGAUUGCAUACAUAAAGGCGAGGAUAACAGCUGUACGCAGAGUGACAUUAACCGUUGUACACCGUGACGAAUCAGUGGAGUCCAAUGGGAUGGAUCGUCGAAAAAAUCUACACGAAACAAGACGAAUCGCAAUGAUGUUCCCCUCCUCCGGGAAUCUGUGA
Messenger RNA from Caenorhabditis briggsae, 1278 nucleotides. The record is from RefSeq and is a predicted model, not a curated record. Gene Ontology annotation, molecular function: G protein-coupled peptide receptor activity. NCBI's taxonomy places the organism in Eukaryota, Metazoa, Nematoda, Chromadorea, Rhabditida, Rhabditidae. Bases 1 to 1278 code for a protein of 425 amino acids. The transcript is spliced from 7 exons. Gene Ontology annotation, cellular component: membrane.